Carassius auratus (goldfish) is the source of this 1989-nucleotide messenger RNA. Its product is annotated as sterile alpha motif domain-containing protein 7-like. The record is from RefSeq and is a predicted model, not a curated record. Gene Ontology annotation, cellular component: nucleus. Gene Ontology annotation, biological process: negative regulation of DNA-templated transcription. The transcript has 10 exons. The coding region runs from base 332 to 1921 and encodes 529 amino acids. NCBI's taxonomy places the organism in Eukaryota, Metazoa, Chordata, Actinopteri, Cypriniformes, Cyprinidae. Gene Ontology annotation, molecular function: chromatin binding; histone binding.
AAUAGAGAGAUAACAUGAAUCUCCAAUUAAAGGUCUUUUUUAGUUAAGACCAGGAGCUGGCACUUGUUGGCCAAAGCAUUUGCGGAAGGACUGAAGACCUGAGAGUUCUGAGGGUUGUGGACUUUCUUGGUGCCGCUUCAGGUCUCGUGCUCAUUUUGGAAUCAUUUGGCUUGUUUGGAAUGAAUGUGUUAAUAUUUUCAUCCUGACUGAGAGUUUGGACAGAUUCCCAUUUCUCUGGCAGACAUUCAGAGGAGUGACAUUACGGAAACAUUUUACACCUCACUGAGUGAAGAUAAAGCACAGGAGGAGUAAACAGCAAAUAGGUGGUGUCAUGACCCCACGGGAACAGCUAAGGAAGAUAUCGGCGCUGGGAGAGCAAGGUGCCCUAGAUGAGAAACACUGGUACCGAAUGGUCAAUGGAAUGUCUGCUGGAGCAGAGAUAAGGCAAAGGCAGGAGCUCAUGAUGAGGAACCAGAUGGCCAUGACUCCACAGAUCUUGACUCAGGGGCAGCAGAGACUGCAGGGUGUCCCGGCACAGUUUGAUCCCCGCUUCAUGGAAAGGGACCUGAUGCCGCCCACUGAAAUAGUAUCAGCUGACGCUAGACAAAUCCACAUGGGUGCCCACUUCGGCCACUCUCUGCCCACAAACUCCAAUGUUAUUCCAGGCAGAGGAUUCCCUGGCACAGGUUACGGCUUCCUUCCUACUGAAUCCAUGGAGACGGUUGCUAGACGACAGGAGUUAAUUCACAAACAGAACAUAGCCAGGAUGGAGAUGAAUGCUAUCCUGCACCAAAAAGAACUGGAGAACUCCCACCAAAAGGGUCUUAUCGGGAUGGAGAAUCCUAUGAUGUACCAAGGCAUCCAACCCAAUCCAACGACCUUCAGGGGACGCCAGCGGCUCCCAGAUAAUCAUGAUGUAUUCAUCCAUCGCACUGCCCUUGAAGACCUGCAUGCUAACAGUCUCCUAAUGUCAAGCCCUUACCCACCGAUCAACACAUUGCAAAGAGAGCGAGGACGCAGGACCGGCAGAAGGACUGCCAAUCAUAAGAGCUCAUACAGCAACAUCACUCUCCCAAAAGGCCAAUCAGAAGAGAAGAACAUCGAGCAGAGUCCAGGAGUUGCUUCAGGGGAGGAGAAGGAUGUUGAAGGGAAAGAUGAAGUGAGCAAUGAGACCACCACCAGCAAACCACACCAAAACAAAGUAGAAACAGAGCUGUCUUCUGGCAGUAGUAGGAAAAGUUUUAAGGAAGGAGAGCCAGGGAUUCGCAACGCAUGUGUUAGUGGACAGGAGGGCUGUACAGAAGUCACCAACUGCAAUGCUAGCACCAGUGAAAAAGACAUAUCCAGCCACUGCUCGGCUUUUCAUGAAAAGUUUCUGUACCCGUCUGUUUCUGGCCCGCUCACAGGGAUGCCCUACAUGCCCCCCUUGCCAGGAAAUGGACUACCACUUGGACAUCCUACUAUGUUUCUUAAUGGAGAAGAAAUGUCUUCAUUAGACGAUAUUCGCAAGUGGUCAGAUGAUGACGUCUACAACUUCAUCAGUGAAAUACCAAGCUGCGCGGAAUAUGCACAGACAUUCAAAGACCACAUGAUUGAUGGAGAGACCUUACCUCUUCUUACAGAGGACCACCUCCUGGAUACACUUGGGCUAAAGCUCGGGCCUGCGCUCAAGAUACGAUCACAGUUGUCCCGACGGCUGGGUAACAUGUUCUACAACAUGAUGAACUUGCCUCUCGCCGUCUCCGGUCUGCAGCCUCCACCUGAGAAAAGCGGGGACAGAUCAUCAGACAUCAGCUCCCCCCUCAACUGCAACAGUGUGGAGCUGCUCAGCAGCCCAAGAGACACAGAAGCUCUUAAAGCUACAGAACCUGUUAGUGAAGCUGAUAAUCCCUCACCGACCCAGAUGAGUGAGACCACCUGAAUAACCAUGCAGAACUCAGUGGCGGCUGAUCAACAGGGGGCGCUGGGGCACCACCCUCCUCAAGUUAA